UACGAUACAUGGUUUAUGCGAAACCAGGUUAACAUUAAGCUUUAAUUUCGGUUCGAAUGAUUGCUCAAGUAAAUUGUUUUAGUUAAUUCCUGGUCAACUUUUCAUGAAAAAUUGAUCAACAAGUGAAUCUACAACGAAACAUCGAUGUUCAAAAGACACUGGAAAAGACUGAUUGAUAGAAAUGAACUUUUCUCUUCAAAUUUCUUUUUAUUUCUUUUCUAAUUAGGUUCAGAUGCUUGCUGAUGAAGAUUUCGAGUCUGGUUUGGACAGUUUAAGGCACGGUUGGCUUCCAGAAAUAAGUAGCUCAGUUAAUGACAUAAUUGAGGAAGGAGACGCAUUCCGUCGGAGUUUUCAAUAUUUACAGUAUUUUGCUAUUGGAUUGGAACAGUUGCUUUUGGAUCAGAUUCUUCAUGAAGGCCGAAUGAUAAAGGAAUUUCGAGAAAUCGAAGAUAAACUAAGUCAAUUGUUGUGUGAAAUUCAACUCGGAAUGUGGUAUCGAAACAUUAAACCCGAUAAACACAUUGAAUUUGAAGUAAUGACUCAAGAGUAUCGUGAUAUUGCUGAUGCUUCAAGACGAAUGAUCAGAGAUUACCUUUUACUGAGAGAUCUUGUUAAACUGACUGAUUAUAUAACACAGAUUUUUGCAAAUCUUGCCUCACAUUAUUGACUUUUGUCAACAACCUUGUACCUAACUCUUAG
This is a messenger RNA of Tetranychus urticae (two-spotted spider mite), 699 nucleotides long. RefSeq lists its product as uncharacterized. NCBI's taxonomy places the organism in Eukaryota, Metazoa, Arthropoda, Arachnida, Trombidiformes, Tetranychidae. The record is from RefSeq and is a predicted model, not a curated record.